CGUAUCACUGGGUAUAUACAUGGCAUUUAUCCACACUUGCUUUUAUAUACCGCUGUUGCUGCUGGUGUUAAACUGUACACAGGAUGGCUAUGCAAGCAAUGCUGACAUCUUAAGAAACAUUAAUGCUGCAGUAAUUACUAGCGAUGGACGACAAAAUGGCGAAACAAACGUGGAAGCGUCGGCAAGAGCGAACAGACAAGACAUGGUUAGUGGUAUUUCAUGUCCAGCUGCUGAAGCCAUCUUUCCUUGCAUGUGCACCAGCGAGCCGGGCGAAGAACGCAUCAACUUGGACCUUGACUGCUCCGAGGUGGAGAACGAGGACCAGCUGAACAAAUCAUGGCCUCACCCUUUUCCCUCCACCAACUUCCGCAGCCUCACCAUAGUGGAGAAUGCUAACUUAAAGGUGCUGAGGGCUGGCAUCCUGGGUAACACCACCUACGAGGAGUUUUAUAUAUAUUGGUCUACUCUGGAGGAGGUGGAGGGAGCUCUCUCCGGCAGCCACUCCACCGCAACUCAGAUAGUUUUGCCAAGUAACAAGAUAACGAUGUUUCCGUGGGAAGAGCUCCCGUUGUUCACCAGUCUCGUAACACUAGAACUCUCUGAUAACAAGAUAACACCAUUUCCAACCUUAGCUUCAGAAAGCCUACAAAACCUUGGCCUGAUAUUUAAUCCUCUUGAGUCACUGCCUCUCACAGCAUUCAGAGCCACACCUUCAUUACUCACUAUCUCUCUGGAGAAAGCUAGAAUCAGUAAUGUGAUUCCAGGGACGUUCGAUGGUCUCGCCCAACUUCUCGAAGUGGAUCUUUCUGGUAAUCAGCUGAAUGAACUCCUCACUGGUACGGUCCAAUUCACCAGCACUGGACGUCACUAUCUUUUUUUCCAGCGAAACAACAUCAGCCGAGUGGCAUCCAGUGCUUUCACAGGUCUUUCUUCCGGAGACGGUAUUUUUUUGGCCGACAAUAAGCUGACGGUGCUGGAAGAGGUAGUGUGGCGGCCGCUGCUGGAGGAUGGUGUGCAGUUAUUCCUGAUGGAUAACCCCCUCAUCUGUGGCUGCGAUAUCGCCUGGAUUAUGCUGAACGCCACCUUCCUCAGUCUCAUCGCUGAGGACACCAUGUGUGCCGACGGUCACCUCCUCGUGGACCUCGACCCGACCUUCUACCAAGAUCACUGUUCAACAGCGCUGUUUUGAUGCUAAUGCGGUGUUCUCAAUACAAUCAGACUUGAUGACUUCCCAUGUCCGAGGCGCUGUGUGAUGCCUCCUACGGUACCUAGUGUAACAGUUAACGUCCAACUAGAGUGAACAGCCUGCCUUGUGUCACACUAACCGUCACUCGUCAAACCUGUAGGGUUAAUAUCUUUAUUAUGCAUCCCAUACCCAUCCUGUGAGUGGUAGUCAAAAGAUCACAGAGGUAUAUAAUGGGUCCAGGAACUGGGCCGCAAAAUUUUGAUAGCUGAACAAGUUACAGUGGUAAUGAACUAUCUACAGAUUUAUAUCUAGUUACAAUCGUGAUAAUUUACUUAUGCAGGCAGGCUUAUUAUAGGUGGUUACAUAUAUUUUAGCAAUCGUGUAUCGCGUUUAUUUUUGUGUGGUGUGAAGCGAUUGUGGGCACGAAGAGAAACUGAUACACACCUCUUGAUAAGUUGUCCACCUGCUGAUAACGAUAUCUCUUGAGUACUUGGGGUAGAUCGACGCUCUGGUUCCUAUAUAUCAAUUGUUCUCAGAUAUGUUUAAUUUUAUAUCAAGCUACUCAUGAUUGCUAGAUGCCAGAGUUUAAGUUAAAAACGUAUUUUUCAUGCUUCUAAAGUAUGGUAGUGAAUCAUUUCUUGAAAUAUAAUGGUUACGGCGUUCAGAAGAGAGAGA
This is a messenger RNA of Cherax quadricarinatus, 1861 nucleotides long. RefSeq names its product oplophorus-luciferin 2-monooxygenase non-catalytic subunit-like. Gene Ontology annotation, molecular function: protein binding. The record is from RefSeq and is a predicted model, not a curated record. NCBI's taxonomy places the organism in Eukaryota, Metazoa, Arthropoda, Malacostraca, Decapoda, Parastacidae. Gene Ontology annotation, cellular component: plasma membrane.